This is a messenger RNA of Perca fluviatilis (European perch), 1842 nucleotides long. RefSeq names its product G-protein coupled receptor 4-like. The record is from RefSeq and is a predicted model, not a curated record. The transcript is spliced from 5 exons. NCBI's taxonomy places the organism in Eukaryota, Metazoa, Chordata, Actinopteri, Perciformes, Percidae. Gene Ontology annotation, molecular function: G protein-coupled receptor activity. Gene Ontology annotation, cellular component: membrane. The coding region runs from base 268 to 1017 and encodes 249 amino acids. Gene Ontology annotation, biological process: phospholipase C-activating G protein-coupled receptor signaling pathway; positive regulation of Rho protein signal transduction.
CAGACACUGGUGCAGCUUUUAAAGUAAACUGAAUAUCUUUGUGCUGUGGACAAAACAAGACAUUUGAGGACGUAAUCUUGGACUUUGGGAACACUGAUCCAGAUGAGAGCUAUAGUCCUUUUUCAGCAUGUUGUGAUUCAAUGUGAUUGUUUCACUCUGAAGAAUGGACAUUGACAACACUUCACAGAACAACAGCAAUGUUUACUGCAAUAGCAUCAUCGUCCCCAUUAUCAUGAUGUAGCUAAAUUCAUAUAUGGGGUGGAAUGCAUGAUCAUUGGUAUCGGCCUUCUUUUGACUCUCGUGGCCAUCCCUGCUCUUUAUUCUCUGGUGCAAAAUGAACAUGUUGCUUCGAUCUACGUCAUCAACCUUCUCAUUUCCGACCUCCUUCAGUUCUGCUGCAUGAUCGCUGACGUGGCACAACCUGCGAGCCUGAAAAUCUUCUACUACAUUUACCUCUAUAGUCUGGCAGCUAGUGUUUGCUUCAUGGUGGGCAUCGCUCUGGAAAGGUAUUUGGUCAUCGUCUUCCCAGUGUGGUACCGCUGCAGACGAACCAUCAAGACCUCUGUGGUGAUCUGUGUCAUGGCCUGGGCCCUGUCUGCUUUCCAUCCUAUCGCUCAAUGUUUCAGUUUUAAUAAUAUUAUGAAAACUAUUGACAUUGUCUUUUUGCUCCUUCCCCUCCCACCGCUCAUAUUCUUCCUGGUUGGGACCCUCAAAGCCCUGUCUACUUCCAUCUCGGUCCCAGCUGACGAAAAACGACGAAUUGUAGGAACUUUGGUCCUGGUGCUGCUAAUUUACACACUGCUGUUCCUGCCCAACACCAUUUUGGCAGUGCUUAACAGGUUAAACGUAUACACCUCACAUAUUCUUGUGUACCUGUCUCUUGUAUUUGUUAGGUUGAGUCCUCUUGCAGACUUAGUUCUGUAUAUUUUCAUGAAGAAAGGGGCCGUAGACAAGCUUUUGGCCUCUGUGUGUUGUUGCAGAAUGGAAAGCAUUGAUGUCAUCAGUAUACCAGUAUGAAUCAUGACGACAUGUCCACAGUCAGCUUCAUGUAGGCUGAGAAAGGAGAGAAAGAGGAGAAAACACAAGGAGAAAUAUAGAAAAAUAGACAGAUUUUCUCACCUACUGAUUUUAUUUUGCAUGUUUUUAUCUGCAUGUUUUGAAUUUGGUUGUGCUUAUCAUUUUUAUCCUUUAUCCUUUUAUCACAGAAGCAGAGCAGAUAUAUUUUGAUUCACUGAGAUCAUUGAAGCCGCCAGGCCGUCUUAUUCCUAAACCUUUAAUUUGUAUGUUUUAAACAGAAAGAGCAUCUUAACAAGUUUCAGGCUGUUCUAAUGAACUAUUUGUACAUAUAGCUACCAAUACUUAUUUGUAUGUAUUCCACGUAUUUAUUACUGUAUGAACCACAUUGACUGCUUCUGUAGAAGACCGCGGAAAUCCAUGUCGGGGUUGAAAAGUGGUUCCUAAAACACAGGGCUUUCAAGCAUGGGGGGCGGAGUUCAUGUCCCGGAACAAAUUAAAGGGAAAACACAAGACUUUCGCCCAGGAAACAGGUGUUCGUGUCCUGGAAGUAAUACUUAAGGGCGGGGCGAUGUUUUAUUUCAAUCAGGAGAGACUUCAUUGCAGAUAUGUAAUGAUUUAUUGUACGUGUGCGUGAAAUGUACAGUAUAGUCUUUGGAGAUUAGACUCCACCAUCAUUUAAAAAUUCUGAGAAACUUUUAAAAGGGGUAGAAGCCGAAGUAUGAACCCCACGAUGGAGUCUAGACACUGAUGGUGGCGUGAGGAGCCGGAAGACCAAAGCCGAAGGCCGCCGGGAGAGGCCUGCCGGAAGAGGGCCCAGGAACCGUG